CCCGCAGCUAAGCUAAAUAAGCUAAACUUCAGCUGUUUUGUCAGCAUGAAGACGCCGGUUUGACACCACAACAAGCCGCUUGUGAGCCAACCUUCAUGGGUCGCAACCCCCACAGACAGUCGGCCUAAACACUUUGGACUUCAUGAUAUAACCCGUAACCCAUCGAACACUCCAGAAUCAGAUCUUUCAACAAUGGAUGACCCCAACAGACCCCAGCGGAAGAUGUCCACAGCAGGGGACAGCUUGUACAAAGUCCUGGGCCUGCAGAAGGGAGCAACACCCGAAGAGAUAAAAAAGGCAUACAGGAAGCUGGCAUUGAGGCACCACCCCGACAAGAACCCCGACAACCCGGAGGCGGCGGAAAUGUUCAAAGAGAUCAACAACGCCAACUCCAUCCUCAGCGAUGAGAACAAGCGCGUCAUCUACGACGAGUACGGCUCCAUGGGCCUCUACGUGGCCGAGCAGUUUGGGGACGAGAGCGUCAAGUACUACUUCCUCAUGUCCAAGUGCUGGUUCAAGGCCCUUCUGGUGUGUUGCGGGAUCUUCACCUGCUGCUGCUGCUUCUGCUGCUGCUGCUUCUGCUGCGGGAAGUGCAAGCCCUCCGAGGAAGCCGAGGACACUUUCUACGUCAACCCCGAGGACCUGGAAGCGGAAAUCAAAGAGCAGGAGGAGGCACGAGACGCUGUAAUCGUUAUUCAGCCAAGCUCCGCUGCCAAUGCCGACGGCUCGGGCGAAGUUGGUGACGCCGCGUCAGGCGAGGACACGCCCAUCGUCAUUCAGCCCUACGCCAGCAACGGAGACAUCCACCUGUCAGUGGAGUGAACCCUGCCGGUCCUGGACUGGACUUGGAGUAUGCAUUGAUGCAAAAACAUCCCAGAGGUUUUUUUUGUUUGUUUUUGUUUACAUCAGCAGUUUAUUUUUGUUUUUAGGUGCCACACUUUUUGUCUUUUCUUCCUAGCCUCCAGUUAUUUAUGUUUUUUCUCAAAUGCAUCUGGAAUGUAGUCACAUGACCAAAGCCUCGUCUCCUCGUGCACUUUAAACAUGCUAACCGUGUCAAAGUGCCAAAUGACGCCACAGUGGCUGGAUAUACAGUGUUCCCUCGCCACUUUACGGACGUUUUUAACUUGUAAAUAGCUGUUUUUUUAUGUAUUUGUAUUAUAACUUCUAUCUCAUAUAAUCAGCAAUAGAUACUACAAGGAGACGCCACACCCGUAUUUGAUCAGCGUGCCUACGUUAGCAGGGUAUUACGUUGUUGUCGACGGCACGGAAACAGUUGCAGAAGAAACUGUGUUAUCAACUGUGUAUUGAUAGUUUAGGAUUUUAUGUUGACAAUAAAGUGAACCGCAAUAAUAAGCAAGUUAUGAUUUAUUUUCAGUUUGUACGGCAUUGUAUUACACUAUCUAAAAAGGCCGAUACAUCGCUAGGCAUGUCUAUCUAGUUAUAUCUAUGUCACCAGUAGAGUUCGGAAUCUUUAGGCACCUCAAGAUUUGAUCCUACUCGGAUUGUCGGGGCGAUUUUUCAAUUCAGAAUUGAUUCUUGAUUCAACACGAUUCUCGCAAUGUAUUAUUUAGUGUAGUCGGGCUGAAAACUGUUUUAUAUUGGGCAAUAUCGAUAAUUAAUCAUUCGUUAUGACCUAUCGAAAAUCAGGAGCAAUGGUAAAAUGGAUCAGGGGGAAACAUUUUAAUUUCAAAUGUUACCUUCCAAUGAUUAUAAUCCCCUCAGCUAUCUAAGCGGGGAAAGGAAAUGUCAACACAAACGAUGCAAAGAAAAUUGUAAACGCUUAAAAUGAGAAAUGCUUGCUAAAAACAGUGCAAAGUGUGAAAAUAUAAACAUAGAGAAACCUGAGAAGAAGUCAUUUUCUGUGGUUUUGGUGCCAGCUGUGCUCUAAAGGGUGAGCGCGGCGAAGGGGGCGUGGCAUCAUUUACAGACCACAUUGAUUUGACCAGGGUCCCUUUUUGAAACAAAACAAAAACUGCCAUACUAUGGAGGUGACUUUUCCUCUUCUGUAGACAAUUUCUUCAUUUUUACACAUGCAAAAAUAAUAUGGCGCAACCAAACCUGAUAGUUGAUACUGUUACCUGAUUGGCUGUCAUCGUGUCACUCCCACUGAUCAGUGAUCACUCCCUGCGUUGCUCGGUUACCAGAGAGUGAAUACCUUUUGUACGCGCAACCAACCUUGCUCUCGCAAGUUCUGCUUUCUUCCGACAAAAAAAUUAAUAAAUAUCGAACCUUUUAUCAAAGGCAUUUUUUAAUUGAUUUUAUGUGCAUAUUGCAACGUACAUGUUAUCAUUUUAUCAGCAAGCACAAUGGUAUGGUAAUUAUAAUAAAACCUUUUGUUUGCUGACGUAUGACAUGCAUGGAUAAAUACAUCCUUUUAAAAAUGGAUUCUUUCAAAAUAAAUGAACUAAAACGAAACGUUUUUUUUUGUAAAUAAUGACUCAAUUUAGAAACGUAAUAAAUAAGAAUCGCAAAUUCAGAUGUGAUCUCAGGGCGUUCAAUCGUUCACAACUGGACUGCUUGGUUUCCUAGUAGUCUUCUUCAGUCCGUGCCCAUAGACUUAGAUCGGUCAGCAGGCCUGGCCCUAACCAAUCUGGCGCCCUAGGCAAGAUUUUAGGUGGCGCCCCCCCCCCCCCCACAUCGGCAGUGAAGUGUAUAUACUCACAAGAAACUGAAUAGCUUUGUCUUUUACCUUUUUUUUUACUUAAAGAAAGCAAAUAUAACAUAACAUUCUCAUAUAAUAUGUUAGAUUAUCUUUCACCAAAUCCCAGCAGUGCUCAAAUUAAAAAAACAGCAUUCCCUCUCAUGUGAUAUUGCUUAAUUAACAUUAAUGAUGUGCACUUUAACAACUAGGCUUACAACUAUACCUAAUAUAUAAAGGGGUGGAAAAGUGACUAUUACCUGCAGGGCAAACAUUAGCUAACCAGAAGGCAAUAACAAUGUCAACAAAAAACACCUGCUUAAAAGAUCUAAUACAAAUGUCCCUGAGGAAUGUAAGGUGGGAGUACUGUACUUACCUAACGUUACAUUAUUAUUUUCCAUAACAAUUUAGCCCCCUCCACAAUAUUAACCCGACGUUAAAACAGAACUAGCUAUUUAUUGAUUAGCCAUUGCCGAAUCAUGUAACAUUAGCUUAAUGCUAAAAAGCCAGGUUACUAUCACAUUCUGUAACAGACAAAUAAUUUCAUGUAGGCUAACGUUACCUACCUGCUACCUCUGUCUUUUUCUCGUUUCUCCUCUUCUUUUCUCUUUUUUCUUCCCUGGGCACCUGACAGUUUUGGCCGUUUUGACAUCUUGUGUUGAUUUUUUUAUGUGGUA
Entelurus aequoreus (snake pipefish) is the source of this 3315-nucleotide messenger RNA. RefSeq names its product dnaJ homolog subfamily C member 5-like. The record is from RefSeq and is a predicted model, not a curated record. Lineage: Eukaryota; Metazoa; Chordata; Actinopteri; Syngnathiformes; Syngnathidae. The transcript is spliced from 6 exons. Bases 193 to 822 code for a protein of 209 amino acids.